AUGCGUUCUUGUUCUGAUUUGCCUCACCGACUUCAACUGCGCACACCAUGUCGACUGUUGAAAAUCUUAUUUCUCUUACACGGCCGCCAUGGAAGCGCGGAGGAUAUGGCGACCCUUGCUCGGACAUUUGUCGAGAAGACAAGGUCCAGCGGAGAAAGGAGUUUGAUAGUAGUGACACUGGAUCAUCGAAACCAUGGUACACGAUUAGUUGAGCCAAAGGCCAACAACAGUUGGACCGAGGAUACACCCAAUCAGAAUCAUGCAAUGGACAUGCAUGGAAUCCAACUGGGCACCGCGCACGACGUAUCCUUCCUGGUAGAUUUUCUGCCCGGUUAUCUCUUCCCAGGAGGAGAGCACAAAGUCGAGAACUGGGGCGUGGCAGGAAGAAGCCUCGGAGGUCACUCAACAUGGAUAUUGCUCGGGCAAGAUCCGAGAAUCCAAGUGGGGAUCCCCAUUAUCGCAUGCCCGGACUACGUCGCGCUCAUCAAGCACCGCGCAAAGGAGAGCAAGGUGACGUUCGGGGCGCCGUAUAUACCGGCCACCUUCCUCGCGGCAAUCGAGAAGAGCAACCCAGCGUCGCAGGCGUACAGAUCUGUGGCUGGGAACCCGUUCCUGGGAAAGAAGAUCCUGGUUCUUUCGGGGGAAGCGGACACGCUCGUUCCGUGGACCGCCAGCAAGGAAUUUGUCGACAAUCUGGAGGUGGGUACCGACGGAGUGAAGUCGGUUGUCGUCGAGGCUGGCGUUGGGCACAGGUGCACUGGGAGGAUGGUCGAGUUGGCGGUCGAGUUUGAAAUGUUUCGUCUCUCCUCCUUUGAGCGCGACUGCUUCGACCUCCCACAAAUGCCCCGCCGCUCUCAGACGCGCGUUGCAGUCCUAGAGCAGACACCAGCAAUAUCAGAACAACGCCACCAGAGCAACUCUGAUGCUGAGAAUCUCGCCGUCCUCCGCAAGCAAUGGCGUUGGGCCGCAUUCUGCCAGUUCUUCUUCACUUUCGCCCCUCUUCUGGCCAUGAACGAUGUAACCAUUGCCGACAUCGAGCGGGACUUGACUCAGCAUACUAGCGUAGUACUCCCUCGCAUCAUGACCAGGCUCUUAUACACCCUUUCUUAUGACCGGAAGGUGUCACUCGACAACUGGCAGACCGCGUUACGCAAACAAUACAACAAGAGAGAUCCACAAGCCAAUCCAAUCGGCCCAGAACCCAUCGACCCGAGGCUAUUGGAAGACAUGAAGGAGGAUGAGGACGAUGGUGAGAAGGAAAAGAACGGACCUACCGAACCGUCCAUCCAUCAAGAUGACCGGUCAAGUUCAGGGGACAGAGGCAGCCGGGCGCCUAGAGCAGUUUCUACCUCCGCAGACCCUAUUAAGUCUGAAGACGCUUCUCAGCGAGACGUGAGCAUGGACGCUGAAUUCUCUGAACCCGUCAGUUGUGCCGACCCUGCCACCGAGAACCACGAGGCACAGCAAGCUCCAUCCUUGGACUGGCUCCAACUCCCGACGCUCGCUCAACUCGAAUCUCUGCACACCCUCGCCGAAUGGCAAUUCCAAAACCCGACGCGAUUGAGGAUACUCAUGAAAAGUGAUGAUGAAUUGGCGUUAUGGAGGAUUGAACCCAUCGGGUAUGACAGUAAACGGAAUGCCUAUUGGUUUAUUGGCACUGAUCGACUCUGGAUACAACGAGCUCCACCCCGGCCUAGUCGGCCCAAAGCCUUGAAGCGGAAACGCCCAACACAGUCAGUUGCACAGAAAAAGCAAGCCAACGGCAAGACCACCGCUCCCAAAACCAAACGACCUCGCCUCGAAGCUCAGCCUACAAUCGACUCCCCUUCUACCAGCCGCCACAGUCGAGCAGCGAAAGACCAAGCCAAGAUGAAGCUCGACGCUCAGGCAAAGGAACUGGCAGAACUCAACCGACAAGCUAACAUCCGCGAAUCCAAAUCGCGGUCCGCUCGACAAACGCCCUUGCGAUCUCAGCCUUCUCGGACAAGCUUACGAACUGGGACUCGACUAAGUGCGAGGCUGAGAGGGACACAGGACGACGAAUGGCAGCCUAUACCUGAUGAGUGGUUGAGCGAUGGAAAAGCGAACCAGGGGCAGGAUGAGGGUUCGAAGCGGAAGACAGGCUUGGAGAGCGACGAAGAGACGAUUAGUGAUUUGACUGAGCUGAGCGAGGAUGGUGGGGAGCUUUCUGAGACGGAGUCAUCGCCUUCGAAGCCUCCUGCAAAUGGCAAACGUGGCAAAGCGUCGAAAGCUGAGGAUGCAGAAGAGGAGGUAUCUCAAGAAUCGCCAGAAGAUUUUGUGGAAUGGGAAACGAUAUGUGCUACCCUGUACGAAUGGGAACGCAUAGCAGAACGGUUUCAGAAUGCCACACACUACACAGAAAAGGCCCUCUAUAAAGUCCUUGUGAACCAGAUCGUGCCCGCUGUCACCGAAGAACUCAGGGAAAUCGAACGCAAGCGAAACCUCGAAGAAGCCAUGGUCCACAGGAAACGUUCUUCACGUAUUGCGACGAAGGAGAGCGAAAAAGAAGAGGCCCGUUUGGCCGCCAAAAGGAAGCAGGAAGAGGACGAGAAAAUGGGUCGUGCGAGAAGGCUCGAGGCUCGACAGCAAAGAGAAGAGGAAGAAAGGAUCAAACGGGAGACGGCUCGUGAACAGAGGAAGAAGGAGCGAGAGGCCCGCGAGGAAUCGAGAAGAGCCCAAACCGAAUCCGCUGUACAAUCGGACACGAACUCCAAGUCAGAAGGGAAGAAGAGCAAGUCGCCCCAGCGUGAAACCCGCAAGGCAAAGUCCACAGCAAAGGCCAAUGGAAAUGCACCUGCGAAUAGCCGCACUGGGUCAACGAGCGGCUCACGAACCCCAGCGGGAGAAGACUGGGAGCUCUGUUGCGAGAUAUGCCAGCGGCGGGGGAUCAACUUGGACGAUGGUACUCCUAUGAUGUCCUGCGGCCGUUGUUCGAGAUGGCAGCACAUCCAAUGCCAUGACCGUGCAGAUCAAGCUGCAGGUCGUCCGCGUAGGAACUGGAACACUGUCGAGUUCAUCUGCAAAUGGUGUCGCGCCGACCUGCAAGCCCGCCGGAAAGAAUAUCCCGUCGCUGCUGCACCCGUUAAGCAGCCGUACCCGCUCAUCCUCAGUACGCCCCAAGUACAAGCAUAUGGGUCGUAUCAGCACCAACAACUCCCGUCAAUUAGCAAUCUGCAUAUGGACCACCGCCAGGCCGGUCAUUAUUCGUCGAGCUAUCAGCAGCCUCAACAGCAGAGCUAUUAUUCUAGGCAACCAGUUAAUGGGCAUCAGCACCCUUCAAUGUACAGCCAGCAUCAGCACUCGACGGCGACGGGUGUUCCCGAGCAACGGCAGGCGAUAUCUUUCAGCCAUUACCAGCCCUCGGAGCGUGGUUUCUCUUCUGGGAGCCAGCGGCUUCCCACUGAGCAGCAUCAUUCUUAUUAUCAGUCUAAUAAUUCUCCAGACUCAUACCGACAAGGUUCAUCUAACUAUUACAAGCCUCCGCCCAUAACCCCCUCGUGGAACGUCAACACCCCUGUUCAGUCCUCCGGAUACCCCAUGUCGCAUAAUUCCUCCACCUUGCCUAGCUCGUCAAGCGGUUUCAGGCUCCCACCGCCGGAGCACCUCCUCAGCCGGCCUGUCCAGCAGUUUCCUGUUCAUGAAUCGUCCCACGGCCAGCAUCAACAGUCAUACAACCGCUCAUAUCCCACCGACCAGCACUAUCCACCCACCACCCAGUUUAAGCACCAUCCCACGUCAUACCAGCCGCCUUUGGGGAGGUGA
Molecule: messenger RNA, 3783 nt
Organism: Cyclocybe aegerita
Lineage: Eukaryota; Fungi; Basidiomycota; Agaricomycetes; Agaricales; Hemipholiotaceae
Source: the annotation of a GenBank genome assembly